Molecule: messenger RNA, 5895 nt
Organism: Rhineura floridana
Lineage: Eukaryota; Metazoa; Chordata; Lepidosauria; Squamata; Rhineuridae
Product: vigilin-like
Exons: 28
Coding region: 379-4152 (1257 amino acids)
Cellular component (GO): cytoplasm; nucleus
Molecular function (GO): mRNA binding
Source: RefSeq, a predicted model, not a curated record
GGGGGGGAAGGAGGCGUGUCCGAGCGGCGUUUCUUGUCAGUCGGCGCUGGUAAGCGGCAGGGGGCGGAGGCUGCGGCAAGAGCAAGAGGUGCAGCAGCAGCAGCAGCAGCAGCAGCAGCGCCGGCAGCGGAGGAGUCGGAGCAGCCUCCCCCUCGCGGCUUCUUCUCUUUCUCCUCCGGACUCCAGCGGCGGAGGCCGCCGCAGCUACCGCCACGCUGAGCCUCCAGCCGCGGAACUAGCAGCAGCAGCAGCGCAGGUGAGGACCAAAGCAGCCGUUACGCUGACGCGCCACAGGUAGCCUCGUUCAGGACGGACCCUUCUGGCACUCGACCAUUUUGCAGUGGAAUACCGGAAACGCGCAAAUCUGGGUUUGAAACUAUGAGCUCGGUAGCAGUGUUAACACCCGAAAGCUUUGCUGAGCACCGCAGCGGCCUGAGGGAUGAAGAAACACGAGGUGGUGUCCCAGAGGAUGAGGCCUACAUCCCCACUUACUUGGAAGCUUUCCCACCACUCCCUGAAAAGGGAGCCCCGGGGGAAAAGUCUAGUGAGCUUACAGGAGUAUGGAACAAAAUCCGGCCUAUCAAAUCCUCUGUCAUCACCCAGGUGUUUCACGUCCCCCUGGAAGAGCGACGCUACAAGGACAACAGCCAGUUUGGAGAAGGUGACGAGGCCAAGGUGUGCGUGGAGAUCAUGCAGAAGACCGGGGCUCACAUUGAGCUCUCCUUGGCCAAAGACCAGGGCCUGUCCAUCAUGGUGACCGGCAAACUGGACUCCGUCAUGAAAGCUCGGAAGGAAAUAGUCGCUCGGCUUCAGACCCAGGCUUCAGCUACUGUCACAAUCCCCAAGGAACACCAUCGCUUUGUGAUCGGCAAGAACGGCGACAAACUGCAGGAGCUGGAGCUGAAGACGGCCACUAAGAUCAACAUCCCGCGGCCUGAGGACCCCAGCAAUCAGAUCAAAAUCACGGGCACCAAAGAAGGCAUUGAGAAAGCUCGACAUGAGAUCUUGCUCAUCUCGGCCGAGCAGGAUAAGCGGGCGGUGGAGCGCUUGAACCUGGAGAAGGCCUUCCAUCCGUUCAUUGCUGGAGCCUUCAACAAAGUGGUCCAGGAAAUCAUGCAGGAGACAGGGGCCCGUAUCAACAUCCCGCCGCCCAGCGUCAACAAGGAUGAGAUCAUCAUCACGGGUGAAAAGGAGCCGGUGGCCCAGGCUCUCCUGCGGAUUCGCAAGAUCUACGAGGAUAAGAAGCGCAAGACGACCACCAUCUCCGUGGAGGUGAAGAAGUCUCAGCACAAGUACAUCAUUGGACCCAAAGGCAACACCCUGCAGGAGAUCCUGGAUGCCACUGGGGUCUCGGUGGAGAUGCCGCCCCUCGAAAGCAGCUCGGAAACGAUCAUCCUCCGGGGUGAGCCCGACAAGCUGGGUCCGGCUCUGACUCAGGUCUAUGCCAAGGCGAAGAGUGUGAUGGUAGCUGAAGUGAUGGCCCCAGCCUGGUUACAUCGUUUUAUAAUUGGAAAAAAAGGACAGAACAUUGGCAGGAUCACCCAGCAGCUUCCUAAGGUUCACAUUGAAUUCACGGACGGUGAUGAGAAGAUCACGCUAGAGGGACCCACUGAGGAGGUAGAGUUGGCUCAGACGCAGAUACAGGAGAUCAUUCGGGAUCUGCUUGGUCGAAUGGACUACGCUGAAGUGCUCAUCGACCAGAGGUUCCACCGUCACCUGAUAGGGAAGAACGGCGCCAACAUCAAUCGCAUCAAAGAACAGCACAAAGUCUCCAUCCGGAUCCCGCCCGAUAACGAGAAGAGUAACCUGAUCCGAAUUGAGGGAGACCCCCAAGGAGUCCAGCUGGCCCGAAAGGAGCUGUCAGAAAUGGCUGCUCGCAUGGAAAAUGAACGCACAAAGGACCUGAUAAUUGAGCAGCGCUUCCACCGGACCAUCAUUGGGCAGAAAGGCGAGAAAAUCAAGGAGAUCCGUGACAAGUUCCCAGAGGUUAUCAUCAACUUCCCCGACCCCUCACAGAAGAGUGACAUUGUGCAGUUGCGUGGGCCCAAAAAUGAAGUGGAAAAGUGCGCCAAGUAUCUCCAGAAAGUCAUUGCAGAGCUGGUCGAAAACAGUUUUUCUAUCCCAGUCCCUAUCUUCAAGCAGUUCCACAAAAACAUUAUUGGGAAAGGAGGUGCCAACAUCAAAAAGAUUCGAGAGGAAACCAAUACCAAGAUUGACCUCCCCACAGAAAACAGCAACUCGGAGGUGAUCCUGAUCACCGGGAAGAAAGCCAAUUGCGAGUGCGCCCGGGACCGCAUCCUGGCCAUCCAGAGGGAGCUGGCUAACAUAAAAGAAGUGGACGUGUCUAUACCAUCCAAGCUGCACAACUCAUUGAUCGGGGCUAAGGGUCGGCUGGUGCGCUCCAUCAUGGAAGAGUGUGGCGGGGUGCACAUCCACUUCCCUUCCGAGGGCUCGGGGAGCGACAAGGUCACCAUCCGAGGGCCCGGCGAAGAGGUGGAGAAAGCAAGACGCCAGCUGUUGCAGCUUGCUGAGGAGAAGCAAAUCAACAACCACUCGGCAGAGCUGCACGCUAAGCCGGAGUACCACAAAUUCCUGAUUGGGCGGGGGGGCGCCAACAUCCGGAAAGUGAGGGACCGCACCGGUGCUCGCAUUAUCUUCCCCAGCCCCGAUGACAAGGACCAGGAGCUCAUCGCCAUCGUGGGGAAGGAAGAAGCAGUGCGGCAAGCCCAGCACGAGCUGGAAAGCCUCAUCUGCAAUCUGGAUAACGUUGUUGAAGAUUCAAUGAUGGUAGAGCCCAAAUACCACCGCCACUUUGUGGCACGCCGGGGGCACGUGCUGCGGGAGAUGGCAGAAGAGUACGGAGGGGUUGCUGUGAGCUUCCCCCGGACAGGUGUCCAGAGUGACCGUGUGACCCUCAAAGGAGCCAAGGACUGUGUGGAGGCAGCCAAGAGACGCAUCCUGGAGAUCAUUGGUGACCUGGAGGCCCAGGUGGUUUUGGAGUGCGUCAUCCCGCAGCGUUUCCACCGGGUUGUCAUGGGAGCCAAAGGUUACAGGGUGCAGCAGAUCACUCGGGACCAUGAUGUACUGAUCAAGUUCCCGGAGCGAGAUGAAAAUUCAGGUUCAGAAGCACAGUCUCAGGAAAACGGCGACAUUAGCCCCGAGCCAGACUCUGCCCCCCGCAAAUGUGACAUCAUCCUCAUCUCGGGGCGCAAGGAGAAAUGCGAGGCGGCACGGGCAGCUCUGCUGGCUCUGGUUCCCAUCACAGUGGACGUAGAUGUCCCCUUUGACCUGCACCGCUACAUCAUCGGGCAGAAGGGAGCCGGCAUUCGCAAGAUGAUGGAGGAAUACGAGGUGAACAUCUCUGUGCCACAGCCUGAGCAGCAGUCGGACAUCAUCAAGAUCACAGGCCUGGUCCCCAAUGUGGAGCGAGCCAGGGCCGGCCUCUUGGAGAGGGUCAAGGAGCUGCAAGCAGAACAGGAAGAUCGGGCAUUGCGGGGCUUCAAGUUGACAGUGAGUGUGGAGCCCAAGUACCACCCAAAGAUCAUUGGCAAAAAGGGGGCGGUCAUUUCCCAGAUCCGAAAAGACCAUGAUGUCACUGUCCAGUUUCCAGACAAAGGGGAUGAGAAUCAGGACCUCAUCACAGUCACCGGGUAUGAGAAGAACGCUGAGGGUGCCCGGGACGCCAUCUUGAAAAUCGUGGCUGACCUUGAGGAGAUGGUCAGCGAAGAUGUCCGCCUGGAUCAUCGGGUUCACUCCCGGAUCAUUGGCGGGAGGGGCAAAGCCAUCCGCAAGCUCAUGGAAGAGUUCCGGGUGGACAUCCGCUUCCCACAGCCAGGUUCCAGCGACCCGGACAGAGUCACGGUGACGGGGCUGCCUGAAAAUGUAGAUGACGCUAUAGACCACAUGCUCAACCUGGAAGAGGAAUAUAUGAUGGAUGUGGUGGAGACUGAAGCCAUGGCUGCGUAUAUGAAGCCCCCCUCCCGCUUGGAAGAGGAGCCCCGGGGCCCGGCCAAGGGCUUUGUGGUGCGCGAUGCCCCCUGGAAUGCAUCCGGGAACAAGGCUCCAGAUGUGAGCAGUGCCGAAGAGUUUCCCAUCUUUGGAACCGGCGUGGUCCCCAAGCAGACAUCUGUUUGGGGGCCCAAGAAGUUCUGAGUUGGGGGGAGGACGACGCACUGCCAGCCAGGCACGGCUCCUACCUUCCUUGAGCAUCGUGGCGGCUUUCCCACGCCAUCCACUCUCUUGCUGUCAGAAUGUGGCAGAUUCUUCCUCCUCCUCCUCCUGCACACUCUCUCUCCGUGACUCUGUGCAAUCCAUUAACCGAUCAAAAGCCAUAGCCAGCCUCCUUCUGUCUCCCCUCCUCCCACCCGCCUUUUCCUUCUUUCCGUCGAGCCAAAGCGGGCCAGGUUGUAAGCACACAAAUGUAAACGAGCCUCAUGUGGCUAGUUUGUUCGUUCUCUCUCUGUCUCUUUCUCCCUCCGUGCCAGAUUUCAGGGCAUUAACAUCUCCUGACCAAACAUGGCUGUAAUACCCUUUCCUCCCCCCCUUCAGCUUAAAAAGGGUGGUGGUGGUAAGGACCCUUUUUUCUUCUCCCUUGCUAGUUCUCUCUUCCUCUCUGCUUCCAGGUGUCAGAUGUUUGUACGUUCCACACACUCCAGAACUGCAGGAGGAGCCAAGCAUCGGGGGAGGGGGGGUCAAAGGAUGGGCAGAUCUCUUGCGCUGCCACCCUGAAUCGACGGUGCCCCUUCUAGCCAUUCUGCCAGCCACCUGCCUGUCAUGGCUAGUCCUCCAAGCUUGCAAAUAGCCCCUCUCCUAGCCGAUAAUCAAUAGAUUUGGAGCUGCAUCAUUGAGACAGGACUAAAGGGGUUUCAUUGGAGGGGGGGGAAGCACCAUGUAGGUCUGCAUGAAAGUGCGUGGAUGUCUAGGAGGAGACUUUCUGGCUUCUGUGACCAGGGAAACUCUCUCUCUAGACGCAGGUAGCACCAGAGCUUGGAAAAGUUGGUUUUUUUUGAACUACAACUCCCAUCAGCCCCAGCCAGCAUGGCCACUGGAUUGGGCUGAUGGGAGUUGUAGUUCAAAAAAGUAACUUUUCCAAGCUCUGGGUAGCACUUAGAAACUUUGGCAGCCUUCUGUCCGCUGCUGCUUUUCCUCCUGCCCUCUUCUCAUCUGUAGCGCAGUGUAGACUAGCCCUUUGCCAACCUGGUGCCCUCCAGGUGCCACACUGUACUGGCUGGGGCUGCACUCCAAAACAUCUGGAGGGCCCUGGGUUGACGAAGGCUGACGUAGAGUCUGUCGUGAUUAUUUCCAUCUUUUCUUUGUUCAUUUUCAGCCCCCUUCCUCUCCUGCCUUUCCCCUUCCCUUCCCUUCCCUUCCCUGUCUCUUCCUCCAAGUUGCACUCGCUUUGAACCAUUAGGGGAAAAUAUGCAACACUGAACAAAAGAGAAAGUUUAAGAGCCAGGCUCUUCCUGUUUUUUCCCUUUCUCUCUCUUUGGUUUCUACUCCGCACCCAAUUUCUCCAGAUUUUUAAACUGUGACUUCUGGACUAUGUGUGUGUGUGUGUGUGUGUGUGUGCGCACAAGUGUGUGUGUGGUGGGGAUGCAAGUGAGCUUAGAGGCUCCACCUACCCAACUCUACCCCCCCUUUUUUGCCAUGUCAACAGACAAGGUGAAAAAUAAGCUACAGUGGAGCAAGGUAACUGAGUUUUCUGUUUUUGAUUUGAAGGCAGGGUUGUGAGAAAUAAAGAGAAUUUACAAGAAGCAGAGAACGUUAUUGGCCUUAAAAAAGGAGAGGAAAAGAAAAGGAAAUUAAUGUUUAAUUAAGGAAAUAUGCAAACUCUGUAGGUCACGUGACAGUGACUGUGGACUUUUCUAAUUCCAAAUAAAAAUGGAGUGAAAAACA